CAGGGACUCGAAGUGCAGCCCGCAGCCUCCGAAUCGGCAAGUGUUGGAGAAGAAGGAGGCGGCAGCGAUGCCUGUCAUGAUCUUCGCUACAUUGAACGACAAGCGGGGGCGAGCGGAAAGGAGCUGGAGCAGGCACGUACAUCUAGCCUAGUGGGACCAACCUCUAGAAGUCUGAAGAGGUCUAGGAACAGAACUCCAUCACUCAUGCGACAGUGAAUGGUUUAUGAGGAGCCAGUGACAGUGAUGAACUCCGAUCAGGAACGGCCGUUCGUGUGCAGCGCUCCAGGCUGCUCUCAGCGUUUCCCCACUGAGGACCAUCUAAUGAUUCACCGCCACAAGCAUGAAAUGACCCUCAAAUUCCCCUCUAUCAAAAGCGACAACAUGCUAUCAGACCAGACACCUACACCGACACGCUUCCUGAAGAACUGUGAGGAGGUGGGACUGUUCAGUGAGCUUGACUGCUCCAUUGAGCAGGAGUUCUGCAAGGCCCAAGAGGAGGAGGACAGCAAACAGAACAUUGCUCUUCAUGGGCAGGCAAACAGCCAGCACCAGCAAUCACAUGGCAGAAUGGCCAACCAUGACAGCAGCAUAGUGAUACAGCAGGCCUUGCCUUCACCUCAGUCCAGCUCCGUCAUCACUCAGGCACCCUCCACCAACAGACAGAUCGGCCCAGUCCCUGGUUCUCUGUCAUCGCUGCUGCACUUGAGAAACAGACAGCGACAGCCUCUGCCUGCCUCCAUGCCUGGCACACUGCCAGACCCCACCAUGCAGGGAUCCUCCGCUGUGCUCAUGCCCAUGGAGAGACAAAUGUCCAUGGGCUCCAACAUGAUGGGCAUGCAAGGCCCUACCCACAGCAGUUCCUGCUCCUCCCCCCACGUCCCUACCAUGCACUCAGAGGCAAAGCUGAGACUAAAAGCUGCUUUGGCUCACCAUCCGGGCCCCAUCGCCAAUGGCAACAUGAACACAAUGGGCCACAUGAUGGAGAUGAUGUCAUCGCGACAGGAGCAGAGUGGCCACCACCACCUGCACUCGCACCCUCACCAGCACAUGCAGGCUCCGCCCCACGGCUACCCUCAUCACACCCACCACCACAGCCACGCCCAGAGUGGCCACCACCACCCACAGAGCCAUGGGCACCACAACUCUCAUCCAGGUCACCUCCACCCCGCACAUGGGCACCAGACCUCCCCUCACCCGCCCAUGCACUCCGCUGCCUCUCAGUUAUCUCCAGCUGCACAGCAAAUGCAGCCAACACAGACACUGCAGUCUCCGCCUCCCAGUGGGGGUCGGCGCAGGCGGGUGGUGGAUGAGGACCCUGAUGAGCGACGGAGGAAGUUUCUGGAGAGAAACCGGGCAGCCGCUACACGUUGCAGGCAGAAGAGGAAAGUAUGGGUGAUGUCUCUGGAGAAGAAAGCUGAGGAGCUCACCCAGACCAACAUGCAGCUACAGAAUGAGGUGACCAUGCUGAAGAAUGAGGUGACUCAGCUCAAGCAGCUUCUGCUGACCCACAAAGACUGUCCCAUCACGGCCAUGCAGAAAGAGUCGCAAGGUUACCUCAGUCCAGAGAGCAGUCCGGCAGGAAGUCCCACUCCUGUGACCCAGCAGCAGGUCAUCCAGCACAACACCAUCACCACCUCCAGCACUGCGCCCAAUCACCGCACAGACAUCAACCCUAUCCACUAGAGACACGACCUGGACAAGCCCCAGCAGUGGACACUCUUAACAGCUGCACCAUGAGCUCCACAAACAGACGCACAGCUCUGUGCCUCUGCGGCAACUCUUUCUUCCAUAUGUGUUUAGUACAAGUAAAAUCUCAUGUUUCGUUUUUGUCCUUUUUUAUCAUUUGGAACUAGCUUCCAGAUUCAUCCAGUGCUGAGCUGGUAGCACGACUUGCAACAUGUUCAGUCAUUAGGUACAGAAUGGAGGGGUUGCCGUGGUUUCACAGAAGAAGAUGGAGCUCAGAGGCUCCUGCAUUUCUGUAUGUUUUACUGAUUCACUGACUGGCCCUUUGUCAAAUACUACUGCCUUCACACUUAUGCAACACAGUCUGAUUGUAGCCAUGAUGUGUGCUAUCUCUUUGCUCUGAACUGUAAUGCCAAAACAAAGCUGUUUCUUCUGAACUUUUCUACUAAGGAUUCAUAAUAAUUAUUCUUCUAUCCCCUUUUUGAUCUUUUCUUUGAUCCCCCUUCUGAUCUCCAAAGCAAUGAGCUAAGAAAGUUGCCUAAUUAAUAAGCCAUUAUGCAUUGUAAAUAAUGCUAGAUGGAAGCAAUAUACAUCUCUCUGACGUAUACUCAAUAUUGUGCCUGUCUUUACAUUUACCCGAAUCAAUUAAUCAUCUCACUGCAGUGUUUUUUCUCUUAGCUGUUGUUUGGCUCUGCUGCUUUCAACUUUGAUAAGUUAUUUGUUAAAGCAGCAAGCCUCCAUCAUUUGAAAGGGAUUUCUUCAUAGGCACUACUCUGUUUAUUAACCUGGUAUGAUCAGUCAUUUAUAUGAAGUGGUGAGUGAGUCUGAGCUCUUGCCUUGUUGAUCAUGCGUUAGAUUUCUGGUCAUGCCCAGAGUGGAUAAAUUCACUGCUCUAGCAUUAUGCCCCCCUGCAGACAUCUCUGUUUGCUUAAACUUCUAGAUUUGAAGGCUUUCUCUGUAGGAAGAAAAUGAGAACCAGCAAUCAAUGUCUGUCUAGGUCAGCUUGGUCAUUGUCCAGUUGGUGUAGCUCCACUAAACACUCUACAAAAUCUAUGUAUGGAUUUACAGCUCUGAGCAUGGCCAGAAGAGUCUGUCUCUGAGCUGCCCAUUCCUGGACCUGCACUUGCAUCCAGCCUAGUCUGAAUGUCACUUUAACAACUAGAGAUUUGGGGGAAACCUUAAUGAACACAAAGGCCAAGAAGCUUGUUCAGUUUCCUACUUUGUCUUCAAGUAAGAGUCUCCCUCUGGCCAUCAUUCAGUAUUUGACCCCAAAAGAUGCUGAUAACGCUGGUGUCUGGAUUGAGACCCCUGCGUGUGCAGGAAAGCGCAUGAGCAGCUCUGCCUUACAUGGACCAAGCAAAACCUCAGUAGAAGUCUAAAGAAGAUUCUGUAGGAGUCUAUAGCAGAUUCUGUAGAGGUCUAUAAGAGGUUCUGGAAAUGUGCUGCUGCACUGGAAAUCUGAAUAGCUAGCAGCUCAUUCUUACUAUAAGGACAUUCCAAUAUCAAACUUUUUUUGACCUUUGUGUUCUUGUUUUGGGAUGUUUGUGCAAAGGACCUCUUUACCUCAGGAUUGCAUAGUCAAAGACCCGUAGCUGGCCGUCGUGGCUUUAAGUGGCUGAAUAGGGCUUGAAGCCCUGAUGAGGUCGCAUCUAUUAGCUGGCUCCCUUUAACUUUGACUUAUAAUCUAGUGGUUUAGUUCAGUUGUCUGCCUCUAAAAGAAUGUAGCAUUUUACUAUUUCUAAACAGGUACCUGUUUAUACUAUGCUUUCCAAAUCUCACAAUGUGCCUGAACUAUUCUGUGUCUUACACAUAUACAGAAGAAUGUCAGUCAUUAUUAACACAUUAAUGCAUUAUUCUGUUUAUUAUUUUCCAAUCAGGUAGUAGUGUUGAAGCUUUGAGACAUUUUUAGCCUCUUUUGUAAAUGUUUAGACUAAUUGCAUGGUUGCAUUGAGGUUCAGGGAUUCAUUUUGGGGUUGAUGGACAUUGGCUUAUAUCUCCAGACCAUGGAGGCCUGUGAUGAGAGCACCUUGAUCUUCUUUGAGUUUUCUCAGGCUUCCAUGGCCAAACGUGGACUAAGUCUUGUUUGCUCAUGUAAGGAGAAGAAAUCUUCCAAAACCCCCAUUCAGCAAGAAAAAGGGCCUUUCUUCCAGCAGCUAAGCUCCAAACUCUGUUCCACGCAUCUCACGGCUCACUGAGGACAAUUCCCCCCUCCUAAACGGAACAUGUUGAUUCCCUUUGCCUUUCGACACAGCACUAUGUCCGGAACAGGAGUAUGCUAACCAACCUCCACAUUGAGAGGAGAAAUCAUGUAGCUGUCUAUGCACUUUUUACCUCUGUGAGUCCAGCAGAGGAUGGAAUAGCCAUAUUGAAGACUCAGCGAUUAUUCUGUUCCCACACCAGCGAGAGACAGCCACUGUCGUCCUCUGGAAACAAUGGCACCACAGCCUUUUGUAGCCCCCCCCACCUCCCCACCAACCCUCUAAAAAUAAACAAAAUGACCCUUAAUGAGUUAUCCUACUAGAACAAAAUGGAACAUCCAGCUUGAUUCUCAUCCUUUGGCCUCACAUCUUGGAACAGACUGGCUCAGACAGAUGCUUAUAGCUUUAAAACAUUUCAGAGAUCUGUCUUUCUAUCUGCAAAAGUUUGUAGGUAACUUGUUUUUUAUUCACACUGUGAAUGUAGCUGAUGGUAAUAAAGUGAAAACAGGACAGAGUUUUGUACUGAGUGUUAAACUUCAUCCACUAUAUUUGAUCAGUUUCUGCAGUUUCCCCAAUCUAACCAUUAAACUAUGUAGCUUAAACCAGCACCUGCCACAUGUAGCUUUGAAAUAAGGGGAUUGGGGUUUCAUUCUGUGAUUAUGGUUACAGCUGAGUGGGAACCUGCUACUUUGGUGUCAUCUCAGUGUGAUUUUCAUUACUGCACUCUAACUUCUGGAUAGUAAGCCAGUGAGCUACCAAGUUGGCCACUAUUGCCAUCCUAUGCCAGAAUAAAAAAAUAAAUGUGAUACUUCUGCAAAAAUUCUCACUCUUUACCUUCACAUUCUCCAGAAUGGAAAACAGGUUUUACUGGAGAUUGAAAUGGGUCUCCAUGGAGGACCAUAUGGUUGUUAUUGGAUACAAUUAGCACUGCUUGGAUCUCAAGCUAUCCUGGAGUAGCAAAGUUAAACAACUGUCAGAAGUCCUGCCAUAUUUUGUCUUUGUCUUUUCUUUGCAAACAACACCAGACUGUGUUAACGUCGGAAGCAGAGAGCAAACAUUCAACUGGAAUAAUCUGUAACAGUGCUCUCAGAAAAAUAUUACAUGUUUAAUCUCAACUCUGUUUUAACAGCAGGACAUUGGUCCUUUUUAAUAUGAGCAGAUAGAUUUGUCUUUUUGUAUUCACAUUCUGAGGCAAGAGAGGGAAAACUGUGUGCAAGUAUGCUUGCGUUUAUGUGUGCAUGUGUGCGCGUGUUACUUUUCUUUUGUGAGGUGGUGGACUGAGUACACAUUAAUAAAAGUAUAAAUGUAUCAUUUGAAACAUAAAACUAUAAAUAUUGUAUAGAUUCUCAUUAAUUUCUGUAAUCUUGCUCAUGUAAUGCAACCACCUUUCUUUUCGAAAGGAGUAAAUGCUUGGUACAUGUUUGUAAAUAAUGUUCGCGUAGCACUUGCAGUCUUCAAAUGUACGUCUGUUCAUUUCUGCGCUUAAACCUUCAUUGUUUAUUACAAAUCAUGAAUUCAGACAAGCUUGCAUAACUUUGUACAUUUUAUAUAUGUUCAUUAAUGCCUUGAAUGUUUGUGUUUGUUCAUUUGUUUGUUCAUGCAUAUGUACAGAUGUGAGAUCACAGCAGCUAUAUUACAGUAUGGAAAUAAAGCACUUGUUCAGUAA
Pygocentrus nattereri (red-bellied piranha) is the source of this 5547-nucleotide messenger RNA. It is a transcript of the gene creb5b, whose product is annotated as cAMP responsive element binding protein 5b. Gene Ontology annotation, biological process: regulation of transcription by RNA polymerase II. Lineage: Eukaryota; Metazoa; Chordata; Actinopteri; Characiformes; Serrasalmidae. Gene Ontology annotation, molecular function: DNA-binding transcription factor activity, RNA polymerase II-specific; cAMP response element binding. Bases 217 to 1683 code for a protein of 488 amino acids. The record is from RefSeq and is a predicted model, not a curated record. The transcript has 12 exons.